UACGAGGUUCAGUCGACAAGAUGGCGGAUGGUGGGGAGAGGGCGGCCAGUUGGCCAGGUGCUGCCGCCGCGUCGAGUUCGGAGCUAUAGCUAACUAAAUACGCAGUGUUGUACAUUUAGAACGUUCACAAUGGCUACCACGAAAGACACGUCUACUUUCUUUCUGGAGGCAGAUGCAAAACAGUUUGACAGUGUAUUGAAAUUAUAUCCUCAAGCAAUUAAACUAAAAGCUGAGCAGAAAACAAAGAGACCAGAGGAGCUCAUAAAAUUGGACAAUUGGUAUCAGAAUGAACUACCAAAGAAGAUUAAGUCCAGGGGCAAGGAAGCGCACAUGAUACAUGAAGAGUUGGUGCAACUCAUGAAAUGGAAGCAAGCGAGAGGGAGGUUUUAUCCACAAUUGUCAUAUCUUAUAAAAGUAAACACACCAAGAGCAGUAAUGCAGGAAACAAAGAAGGCAUUCCGGAAACUGCCCAAUAUAGAGUCUGCGAUGACUGCAUUAAGCAACUUGAAGGGAGUUGGUACAGCCACGGCAUCGGCUCUGCUCGCGGCGGCGAGUCCAGACAUAGCACCGUUCAUGGCUGAUGAAUGUCUGCAAGCAAUCCCAGAGAUGGAAGGAAGUGAUUUCACUGCCAAGGAAUACCUCAAUUUUGUAAACCAUAUACAGAGCGUCUGUGAUAGGUUAAAUAAGGAACAAAAUGGCUGUGGCAAAAAAUGGUCUCCACACAUGGUAGAGCUGGCAAUAUGGGCACACAACAUAAUAUCGGAAUUGCAGCCUGAGCUUCUGGGUAAACAGCCAAACACCACCCAGCCUGCGCCAACGAAUGGUGGAUCUCCCCUCCCCAGCGACGAAAGCAACCUGGAACCACCUACAAAUGGGAAUGGCAAACUGACUGUGGAACUAGUGAACGAGGACACAACUACUUCCUGCACAGAGGACUCGAUGGACGCGAAAGCUGCAUCACCAGCCACGCCCGCCUCUCCCUCCGAUAACUCUGACUCCGCCGUCAGCACGCCGCGUGCGAAACGACAAAUAGAGGAAGCGAGUUCAGCGGAAGAGAACUCCCUAGGCGACCCAUCAGACGCCACCCCGCCCGUCGCAAAGAAGAUUCGAGAAGCCACACACUGACACGCGCACCACCCACCAAACUACCCUCGUGCGCCUAUAAAUAGCUUUCUCUAGACUAAAAUAUUGUACCUAGGUAAUUUAUUUUUCAAUUCCGUUUAAUUUUAACUUAGUAUUAAGUUUAAGAAUACCGGUCGAUUUUGUAAGUUUUAUAGGGUAUUAAUGAAUUAAUUAAUUAAAUAUUUUGGAUGCGU
This is a messenger RNA of Hyposmocoma kahamanoa, 1316 nucleotides long. RefSeq lists its product as uncharacterized. Bases 130 to 1125 code for a protein of 331 amino acids. The transcript is spliced from 6 exons. NCBI's taxonomy places the organism in Eukaryota, Metazoa, Arthropoda, Insecta, Lepidoptera, Cosmopterigidae. The record is from RefSeq and is a predicted model, not a curated record.